Gambusia affinis (western mosquitofish) is the source of this 2604-nucleotide messenger RNA. RefSeq names its product immediate early response 5-like (gene ier5l). The transcript has a single exon. The record is from RefSeq and is a predicted model, not a curated record. The coding region runs from base 537 to 1325 and encodes 262 amino acids. Lineage: Eukaryota; Metazoa; Chordata; Actinopteri; Cyprinodontiformes; Poeciliidae.
GUCAUAAAUUAACUAAAAAUUAAUCAUAAGUUAAAAUACUAACUAUAUAGUUAAAUAUAUUUAUUUAAGCUCCUAACUAUUUAUUGUAAGAGCUUUGCUGUAUUAUUAUUUUAUACUUUGGUCUUCCUCCAGUCGUCCCUCCUCCGCUGAGUUUCGUGUUUUGUGAACUUUUCUCUCUGGAUCUCAGAACAAGUUUUCCUGAAAUCAGGACGUUCCUGUCAGGCUGCCUGCUGGAUUUGAAUAGUUCAGAGGAGCCGCCAGCCGCUGAUUGGUCCGCAGGGAGGGCUGCUUUGAGCGCGCGGCUGUCUGUCAGCGGAACGCUGGCCGCUGAUUGGCCGGUUGCGGCGCGGGGGCGGGCUCAGUGCGGGGUAUAAACCGCCUCAGCCUCCUGAGCGGCUGGAAAUGAGUGCUGGUCCUCAGCGGCGCCGCGGCGUCUCCGAUGUUUCCACUCACAGCUGACUGGAGCAGUUCAGCCAGAACCGAGCCCGAGCAGUGACAGGCGGUUCCGGAGCGGGUUGGAGGUGGACCGGGGCGCCAUGGAGUGCGCCGUGGACGCGCAGAGCCUGAUCUCCAUGUCCCUGAUGAAGAUCCACAGCUCCCGGACGCAGCGCGGCGGCAUCAAGCUGCACAAGAACCUGCUGGUGUCUUACGUGCUGCGCAACGCGCGCCAGCUCUACAUCAAGGAGAAGUACGCGGAGAUCUACCGGAUGCAGCAGUACGAGGAGGUGAUGGCGGUGUGCAGCGGGAUCCAGGAGCUGGACCCGCUGGAGCCGCUGGAGCAGCAGGGCGCGGAGGACGCGGAGCCGGAGCAGCCGGGGCGCGCCGCGCUUUGCGGGGAGGAGAGCCGGGCGGCGGGCGGCCGGGAGCCGGAGCCGCCGGAGCCGGCGUACUACCGGAGCUGCUGCAUGGAGGACCAGUUCUCCCAGAACUGCAACAAAACCACCGUACUGGACCUGGACACGCACGUGGUGACCACGGUGGAGAACGGCUUCCUGCACCAGGACUGCUGCUGCGCCGCCGCCGCCGCCGCCGCGCCGCAGUGCGCGCCGGGCGCCGCGGCCAGGAAGCGGAAGGUGGACUCUGCCGGCUGCUCGCCGGACUUGGAGGAGCCGGCGGACUACACGGCGGGGCGGAAGCGGUUGAAACGGGAGGAGUGCUCCGGCGCGGACUGCAGCCCGGACGCCUCCAACAUCUCCAACCUGAUCUCCAUCUUCGGCUCCGGAUUCUCCGGGCUGCUGAGCCGCCAGGCCGAACUGGAGCAGGUCUGCAGCAAGCAGGCGCUGGCCAGCCUGGGCGCCUGGACCCGGGCCAUCGUGGCGUUCUGACGAGCCGUUUCGUACCAAGUCCGAUGCGCUGAUUUGUAACAUUUUUAUUUCGUCAUGAAUAUAAAUGGUCAUAAAUGUUCGGUUGGUUCUGAUCUGGUUCGGUUCGGCAGAGUCAGAAUCAGCUGUUUCAUGCCCGGGUACGAAAUGGCGCAGGGACGGAACGAGCAGGACGGAAGGGAGACCGGGCUCAGCUGUUCUGUGUGGGAACAUUUCAGAGGCGGGUCCAGAGUUUACAUGGUGGGGGGGCCGGGGCCCCAGAGGCCCGGGGGUCAUUUUGCACAUCUGGGAGGUUGGAGGUCCUCCACACUUCUUCUUCUCCUCCUUCUACUUCUUCUUCUGCGUCUCAUUUCUAUAGUUUCACAGCAAAACAUGAACAGCAAUAAUUUGGUUUAUUUUGAUGAUAAAUGAGAAAAAUGUGGAAAAAUGUUUUCACUGCCUUAUUCCUACAUUUAUAAAUGUCAAAAUUUCAAACUAAAUAUUAAAUUAACAAGCUAAAUAUCUAACUUUCAAAUAAAAUUUUUAGUUAUGAAGAUAAAUAUUUAGUUUUAGAACUAAAUAUCCAAACUCAAUGUUUAAAUGUAGGAAUAACAUGGUUCAGUAAUCUGAAUCAUUGUUGGUGUUUUGCUGUAGAAAUAUCCACAGAGCCGACAGGAAGUGACACGUUUGCACGUUUCAGGCCGAGUCGGCCAUCUUGAUUCGCCUGACAUCCUGAACCGGUCCAGGUUUUACCUCAGAGCAGCGUGUCUCAACUGAACCAGGAAGUGGAGGAUGCAGCUGAGCCCGGCCUCCGAACUGGUCAGAACCGGGUCAGAACUGGUCAGAACCGGGUCAGAACUGGUCAGAACCGGGUCAGAACUGGUCAGAACCGGGUCAUCCCUGAGGAACUCCUGUUGCCUUAACCCUGAAGCUCGCUGAAUGUUUUCAGCAGCAUGUCGGAGAAACAGACUCCAGAUCUCAAACGUGGUUUUGUUUCCAACAUGGCCGCCGUUCUGUAGAGUCCCGGCUCGGUUCCGUGGGUCCGAACGUUGUGAGAACGGAUCAGAAUUAGUCCUUUUGUUGUAGAAAGGGAAGCUCCGGGUUUCUGCGCGGCCUGAGGAUCCUGCCGGCUUUACGAGCACUAUGUGUACCAAAACAGAGAACUCAGCCAUUCUCCACAUAUUUUCUUUGUUAUUCUUGUAUUUUUGUGCUUAAUAAAUUGUAUAUCUCCGGGUCAAACUGUUCGAGAAAGUAUUUGUUAAAAUUUAUAAUCUUAAUAAAAAAUAAAAGUCUUUCAUCUGAA